AUGACCAACAUUCAUUCCCUUCCCCCUUCCGCUUCCGUCUUGGUGGCCCUUUCUACCUUGGAGCCUCCUCCUUCACCAAUUCUCGAUCCUAUUGAUGCAUCGUGUUCGAGCGAUUUCAUCCCUAUUCUCUUCGAUUUUGUUCUGGAGGAGGAGGAUGAGGUCAAUGGUGACGAAUUGACACCCAUGAACCAGCGAGUCUCUGUCGGAACAUUUGGACCUCGCUAUGAUUUAGGCUCUUUAGCACAUCGCUCUCUACCUUCCAAUAACUCCAUCCUCUCCAACUGUAGCUCGCGUGUUCAUGCGCCAAUUCAACACACACCUCCUCGAGCGGUUACCCCGUCCGUAUCCACACUAUCCGCUAUAUCUGCGAAUACGACCGCGAGCCUGUCGCCCUCGCCAUCAAAUUCUUCUACUCAGUCACUCCAUCGCAAAUUCAGAUUCCCAAGAGACCUUAGUUUCGGUUUCUCAACCAGCAAGUCUUUGGCCAGUCAAGUAUCUCAAUCAGACUCAAGGAAUCUAUUGCCCAUCCCUGCUUCAGAACCUCGUUGCAUUCCUGGAGUGCCAUACAAUUUUGAUCAUUUCCCGGUUCCAGAAGCUGUAAUCUGGCUCAAAAACAUGACCAUAGCGCUCUCAAUUGAUCAAGAAGGCUUCCGUUCAGUUUGCCCGACGUUCAAACUCGCAGGGUUCAGACAACAUGUUCGAGGCUGGGGUUAUGACGCACCUGAAGGAGGCUGGGCCCUGUUCCGCCCUACCACAAAGGAAUCGUUUCCAUUCCAUUAUGCUCCUCUUGAAGGUCUUCCGAUUCUUCGCCGGCUCAUGAUCAAUAACGACGAGUCUCGAGACUACAUCUCGCGUCAAGCAACUUUGGCUCUCAAGACGACUGGUGUCUAUAUCGUGCAUGGUAGCGAGUCUUUUCAUUCACUUCCAACGGGUGUUCAAGGUCAAUCUGUCGACGGCAAGAUGCGCUGGCGAUUUGAAUAUUUUGUGGACAACAAAGUGGAUGAGAGUGGCAAGAAGAUUGUUGACGGAGAAAAACAGCUCACGCCUCUGACAUUCCUCUGCUCUCCAUGGCUACUCCACCCGAGUCAUGGCCACAAAGUGAAAUUCAUGCAUGUCGUCAAGAAGAGCGUCACCACCAAGCUUGUAGCAGAAAGAUUAGAACUCCCUCUCAAGACUGUGGGCAAUGCCAUGUGGUCUGGUUUCCACCGACGAGGCAAUUCGCAUGCGAGUGCAGAAGAAGCCAAAAGCAACAAACGUAAAGGAUCUAUUAGACGAGGGGGCAUGCGUUCGAGAGCGAACGAGAACACAGUUUAUGGUCACCAAAACACGACGUCCACUGGUGUCGGGCGACACAUUAUUCCCCCAGCAGAUUUCUUGAAGAUGAUGGCAGUAGAUUAG
This is a messenger RNA of Mycena indigotica, 1398 nucleotides long. RefSeq lists its product as uncharacterized. Bases 1 to 1398 code for a protein of 465 amino acids. The transcript has 2 exons. The record is from RefSeq and is a predicted model, not a curated record. NCBI's taxonomy places the organism in Eukaryota, Fungi, Basidiomycota, Agaricomycetes, Agaricales, Mycenaceae.